AUGAUCAAAUCCAACAAUCUACAAGAACAACUAGAUUGGGCACGAAGUAAUAAACCACAUCUACCAAAACCUGAUUUGUUGAGUAAGGUUUUAAAAAAGUACCCUGCUUUUACUCCAAAUGUUCAAACAUCCAUAUCAUCAACAUCAUCAUCAUCAUCAACAUCCAAUAUAGGUAAUACAAAUGGAACACAAGAUUCUAGAAUGAGACAGACAUCUGUAUCUCAAGUUGGAAAUUUAUUAGUCACAACAUAUUCUCCUGAUUCAAACAAAGAAAAUGUACCACCUGCAUCAUCAACAACGAGAACAACAUCAAAUACUAAUAUUGACGCGUCAUUUACUUCAACUCAGUCAACUUCAAGCAAUAAAAGCAAUCAAAGCAACAAAAACAAUAAAAAGAAAUCACAAUCAGUACUACCUUUAGUUUCAAGAUUUUUUAAUCCUUCAGCACCUUCAUCUCGUACACCACUUAAUACACAAUCAGAAGAAGUUAUUGAUUUAACUUUUGAUCCAAGUCCUAAAAAAAAACGACCGUCAGAAGAAUUAAAUGGAACUACUAAUAAAAGAGUAAAAUUGAAUAAUGAAUCUUCUAAAUAUAAAGAAUUAAUAAGUCUUCAAGAUACAAAAAUUAACUUGUUGGAAGAAAAAUUUAUAACAAGUGAAUCAACAUCAAUUUCAUUGGAUCAGAAAAAAGAAAUUUAUAAAGAAUUACAAAACAAAGUUGAUGAGUUAAACAAAAAGAUCAAAGAAAUUAAAGAUAAAGUUCAAGCAGAUGAUGAACAGGAAGAAUUUAUUAUACAUGAAUCAGCAAUGAUGACAGAUGUUAUAGAAGAUUCAGUUGCAGAAGCAGAAACUCAACAACAACAUGAAGUUUUUAGAGCACCUGCAAGACCUGCUCGUAUAGCUGAAGCAAGACAAAUACUUGAACAAGAUACACUGAUACUUGAAGGAGAAGAUAAUUUUGGUGAUCAUACAAUGGAUGGAUUAAAAACUCCAACUCAAGAUCGUGAUGAUUAUGAUGAUAUGGGAAGUUUUAUUGAUGAUGAUGAAGGUCCAGUGAUUGAAAAUUCAGAAGAUGAAUUUGAACUGAUUGUGGGAACUCAAACUAUUCAUAGAGUUGAUAGAGAUGAAUUGGAUAAUAUUAGAUUAUCACCAGAUGUUGCAGAAAAAUAUGGAAUAAGGUAUGAUGAUAAUAAUAAUGAGGAUCAUGAAUAUGUUGGUAAUGAUUCAUAUGUUGAAGAUCAAUUAGCAAUGAGUAGUGAUGAUGAUGGUAAUGAAGAAGAAGAAUUUGAUGAAGUUGAAGAAGUUGAUUUUUCCACACAAUUAAAUCAAGAAAGAGAAAUUGAUAUCAUUCUGAUUGAUUCUGAUGAAGAUAAUGAUGAGGUUAAUAAUGAAGAAGAUGAUGUCGAAGCAACUACUAUUACUGAUAGACCUAAUAUUAAUGUCAACACUUCCACAUCAAUAGCUGAAUCAAUAAAUGCAACUUCUGCAUCAAUGAUCUCAAAACAAACUAAUCAACCACAAUCAAUUUUACCACCAUUACUUAGUAUUGAUACAGAUGAUGAAUUUAGUGAGGAGGAUGAAGAUUUAUUACAUCUUAUUAAUGCGACAAAAGAAAGAGUUACUCCACCUGGUUCAGAAUCUUUCAUUAAUGAAAUCUAUAAGGUAUUAAAUACUGUUUUUAAAUUACAAACAUUUCGUCCAAAUCAAUUGGAAGCUAUAGUUGCAUCGUUAUUAAACAAAGAUGUUUUUGUUUUAAUGCCUACUGGUGGUGGUAAAUCAUUAUGUUAUCAAUUGUCUGCAUUAAUUAAAGGAGGUUUGAAUAAAGGUACUACUGUAGUUAUAUCUCCAUUAAUAUCAUUGAUGCAAGAUCAAGUUCAACAUUUAAUUCAUAAAAAUGUCAAGGCUGGUAUGAUUAGUUCAAAAGCAAGUAAUGAUGAAAAUAAACAAACAAUUAAUUUAUUUAAAGAAGGAUUAUUAGACAUAGUUUAUUUAUCACCUGAAAAAGUUAACAGAUCAUCACAAAUACAAAAAAUUAUAGGAAAUUUAUAUGAUAAUAAUAAGUUGGCAAGAGUAGUUAUUGAUGAAGCACAUUGUCUAAGUUCUUGGGGACAUGAUUUUCGUCCAGAUUAUAAAGAUUUAUGUUUUUUUAAAGAAAAAUUUCCUAAUGCACCAAUAAUGGCUUUAACUGCAACUGCUAAUGAAAGAGUUCGAAUGGAUAUAAUUCAUCAUUUAAAAAUGAAAAAUCCUGUUACUUUUAAACAAAGUUUUAAUAGAACUAAUUUAUUUUAUGAAGUUAGAUGGAAAGCAAAUGAUCAUUUACAAAAUAUUUUUGAUUAUAUUCAACAACGUCAUAAAAACAAAUGUGGUAUAAUUUAUUGUCAUUCAAAAGUUUCAUGUGAACAAACAAGUAGUAAAUUAAAUCAAUUAGGUUUAAAAACAUCUUUUUAUCAUGCAGGCAUGACUCCAGAGGAUCGUUUAAGAAUACAAACUGAUUGGCAAAAAAACAAACUUCAAUUAAUAUGUGCAACUGUUGCAUUUGGUAUGGGUAUUGAUAAACCUGAUGUUAGAUUUGUUAUACAUUUGACUAUUCCAAGAAGUUUAGAAGGUUAUUAUCAAGAAACGGGUAGAGCUGGUAGGGAUGGUAAACCAUCUGAAUGUAUAAUGUAUUUUAAUUAUAGAGAUGGUAGAUCGUUAAUUUCAACAAUUAAAAAGGAUAGGGAUCUAACAUAUGAAGGAAAACAAAAUCAUUUAGAAAAAUUAGGUCAAGUUCUACUGUUUUGUGAUAAUAAAGUUGAUUGUAGAAGAAAAAUUGUUUUACAAUAUUUUAAUGAAACUUUUAAUUCAAUAAAUUGUAAUAAACAAUGUGAUAAUUGUAAAAAUUUCAAUCAUGUUACAAGUACUUCAAAAGAUUGUACAGAACAUUCAAAAGAUAUAGUUAGAUUAGUUCAAUCAAUUCAAGAUGAGAAAGUAACUGUUGUUCAUUGUCAAGAUAUGUUUAAAGGUUUGAAAGGUGGUAAAAUUGGUAAAAUGGGUCAUCAAAAUAAUCCUUAUCAUGGUAAAGGUAAAAAUCUUGAUAAAUCAGAGAUUGAAAGAAUAUUUUUUAAUUUAAUUGGUGAAGGUUAUUUAGAAGAAUAUCAAGUAAUGAGAGGAGGAUUUGCAUCGAAUUAUGUUAAAACAACUAGAAAAUCAUCUAGAUUAUUGAAUGGUCAAUUGAGAAUUCAAAUAGUAUUUUGA
Lodderomyces pseudojiufengensis is the source of this 3234-nucleotide messenger RNA. It is a transcript of the gene SGS1, whose product is annotated as ATP-dependent DNA helicase. NCBI's taxonomy places the organism in Eukaryota, Fungi, Ascomycota, Pichiomycetes, Serinales, Debaryomycetaceae. The record is from RefSeq and is a predicted model, not a curated record. Gene Ontology annotation, molecular function: ATP binding; four-way junction helicase activity; 3'-5' DNA helicase activity. Gene Ontology annotation, cellular component: cytoplasm; nucleus; chromosome. The coding region runs from base 1 to 3234 and encodes 1077 amino acids. Gene Ontology annotation, biological process: double-strand break repair via homologous recombination; DNA replication. The transcript has a single exon.